Molecule: messenger RNA, 637 nt
Organism: Amorphotheca resinae ATCC 22711
Lineage: Eukaryota; Fungi; Ascomycota; Leotiomycetes; Helotiales; Amorphothecaceae
Exons: 2
Coding region: 113-490 (125 amino acids)
Source: RefSeq, a predicted model, not a curated record
UCUUAUACCGGUCCCGCUCUCUUCUCUCGAUCCUCGUCAUCCACCCAUCCUCCUCCUCCUCCUCCGCCUCCGCAUUUCGACGUCGUCCACUUCGCGCUCUGCGCACUCCGCCAUGGGAAACAUCUGUGGCAAGCCAAAGCUAGCCGCGCCAGAUCCCUCCGCGCAACACGACCGACCAAGUAUCCCCUCCACCGCGCCUCCCCGCAACACCAGACCGACCUCGUCCGUGCCCAAGAAGGUUGGCGGGCCGCCGCGGACACUCGGCUCCUCCAGUGCGGCUCCUCCCCAGAGCGCCGAGGAUGCGCGGAGGAAGGCGGCCGAAGCGGCUGAGGCAAGGGCGAGAGCUGCGAAGGCCCCGAAGGGCAAGCUGGCGAGCCAGUUGCAGGAGCAGAAGAAGCAGACCCGGAUUGACACUUUAGGCGCCGCCAGUCGAGAUGAGCGGAGGAUGAGAGAUGCAGAUGCCGCAGCUGAGGCAAGGGCGUUUAACUAAUUAAUCGUGAGCCAGUUGGUUAGUUGAGUGAGGGAAGGUGCCUAGAAGCACGCAGCAUGGUUACAGACACGACGGAAGAGGAGCGCAAGUUGGUUACUCCGCAAUGGGCCUCGAAGCAAAACUGCAUGAUUUUGGACACGAUGAAAG